GUCACACACACACACACACUGCUCCUCCUGCUGCUGCUGCUGCUUUGUCCCCUCGUGCAGGUCAGUCAGUCCGAGCGAGCGAGCGAGCAGUCCGGUCCGCGCGCGCACACAAGCAGCACCCGCACCAGCACCAGCACCAGCACACCCGCAACAACUCUCCUCAACAACUCUCCUCCUCCGCAGAUCACCGCGCAAGCAAAGAGAAACGCACAUCAGGCACCAUGGGGAAAGGCUGCAUGACAGUUACCAAGUACUUCCUGUUCCUCUUCAACCUCCUCUUCUUCCUGUUCGGAGGCGCUCUCAUGGGCUUCGGACUCUGGCUCCUCCUCGACAAUCAGAGCUUCAUAGUCGUCCUGAAUAACUCCACAGGGGUAAAGGUGGCAUGCUACAUCCUGAUCGGAGUCGGAGCUCUCUCCAUGCUCAUGGGCUUCCUCGGCUGCUUGGGAGCCAUUUAUGAGAUCCGCUGUCUGCUCGGCCUGUAUUUCACCUGUUUGCUGUUGGUCCUCCUCGCUCAGAUCACCGCCGGCGCUCUCAUCUACUUCCAGAAGACUGUGAGGAGGAAGCAGAACUCUGAGCUCUGA
This is a messenger RNA of Scomber japonicus (chub mackerel), 581 nucleotides long. Its product is annotated as CD82 antigen-like. Gene Ontology annotation, cellular component: membrane. The coding region runs from base 222 to 581 and encodes 119 amino acids. The transcript is spliced from 6 exons. The record is from RefSeq and is a predicted model, not a curated record. NCBI's taxonomy places the organism in Eukaryota, Metazoa, Chordata, Actinopteri, Scombriformes, Scombridae.